Tetrahymena thermophila SB210 is the source of this 3108-nucleotide messenger RNA. RefSeq lists its product as hypothetical. NCBI's taxonomy places the organism in Eukaryota, Ciliophora, Oligohymenophorea, Hymenostomatida, Tetrahymenidae. The transcript is spliced from 3 exons. The record is from RefSeq and is a predicted model, not a curated record.
AUAUAAAUAAAGUAAAAUACUAAAAAAUUAAAUAUUUAAUAAUUGAUCAUACAAAAAAGAUUGCUAAUUUUUACGAAUCUUACAAUGUAAACAAACUAAAAGACUGAAGAAUCUCUAGAACGUCCUUAGUAUCGUAUAAGGAACAGCACUUCACAGUAGCUUAAAUAGACUAAUCGGAACAGAGAUUCACCAUAUAUUGAUAAUACAAAGGAUAUUAAAACUAAAAAUUAGUAGUCAAAUUUGACUUUAAAAAAUGAAGCUCAAAAAUUAUCUAACCAAAAAAAUAAUGCAAAUUAGCUAGAAAUAAACGAUCAUUUAGAAAAAGUAGCUUUUCUCUUGAAAAAAAUUAAUGGAAAUGAAGCAUCUUCUAUAAAAACAUAAAGUUCAGUUUCAUCAUCUAAUGUACUAGCUAAAAGAUAAAGAGGAGAACUUAACUAAAGAUUAAAUACAACUACAUUAAAUAAUUUAUCGAACUACAAUAAUUACAUGCACGACUCUAAAAUACUUGAUAAAUCUAUGUUUACUAAGCAACAAGCUGUUUAAAAUACUAAUAGUAUUGGUUCUAUAUCCAUCCUUAAAGGAGGUAAGUAAAAGUAGACUGAAAAAAGUAGGAUUUUAAAAGAUGGUCAGGAUAAUUCUGUUUUUUAAAAUUAAAAAUACUCAUAACAAACAAGGUUUGCUUCUAUGGAAGAAUUUUAGCCUUCACAAGUAAACUUUUCAGUUUAGGAUAGAUAAAAUGUUUCCAUAGCUCAAUAACUUUAACUUCAUCUUCAAUAAUCUGCUUAAGCUAAUUAGAACGCUAAAGAAUAUAUAAAUGUAUAACCGACCAAAAACAAUUAAAAUCAGGCAAAUAUUUAAAUUGGAUAAAUUAGAAGAACUCUUUCAGAAAAGUAAAAGAAUGAAGGUCUAUAAAUUGAAGAAACACUAGGAAAUAGAGAAUUAAAUUAAAGGUUUGUUGAAUCUAGAGAGAGCUAAAAUUUAUAAGAGGAAUAGGAGGAGUUUAAAGAUUUUAAUGUAAAUGAUGAAGAUACUUAUAAAAUAGACUAUUUAAACACAAAUUUUACAAAUAAAAGUCAAUAUACAUCAAAGAACUUAUUCACAAAUAGUGAUUCAAGAUUUAAGCAAAUCAACUAACUUAAAUAGAAAAAUAGCUAUUUAGAAAAUAUUAUUUCUGAGUUAAAGAGCGAAAUAAAUGAAGUUGAUGAAUUUAAAGCUGUCUUAGAUAAGUUUGAAAGUAAAAAAAAUAGAAACGAAGAUGAGUUGAUUUCUAGUAUUGAUCAUGAAAAAAGAAUAAUGCUUCUUAAAGCUUAAAUUCAUAAAUAACAAAGACAUAUUAAGUAGUUAAAUUUAGUUCUUAACUCUUCAAGAAAAUGCUUUAAAGAAGUUCUUGAUGUUUGUUACUUUUUAUUGGAUAAUAUUACUACAGAAAAAAAUGUAUAAUUUAAUUCCCAAUCUUAACACAAAAGUUCAAUGCAAAACUAAUUAUAUUAUUAAAAAGGAGUUCAAAAAUAAAAUAAUUCAUAAUCUAAAUAAUAAGGCCAAAAUUUCAUGAAUUAAGGACAGCCAAUAGGAAGUAAUGGAACAAAUAUUAACAAUAUAAAUUAACCUAACAGUGGUAAUUAAACAUAAAGAGGAUCCUAAAAUGUAGGCGAUGCAAUCGAACCCAAUUUGCCUAAAACUGAAGAGGCUAUGCAAGUAUUUUUCAAUUAAAUAAGCUAAAACCAAGCUCAUAAGCAGCUGUAUUCCGUCUUAAUAGGAGUAGAAGAUCGUCGUAAAUUUGUGGAUAACUUUAAUGCUGCAUUUUCAAAAGUGAUGUCAUUCUAAUAUAAAAGUGAAGAGUUUAAAAAGUUGUUUUCAAUAAAAAGAAAUAAACACACUCAAUAAGCAGAAAUUAAAUUUAAUCAUCCAAUUCGUUUAUUUUUUGACUAAUUCCACAGCUGCUUUCCUGUACAUACUUUGUUUGAUUAUUUAGACUCAACUUAAUAGUAAAAUACUCACAAUAAGCUAGUUACAAUUAUGAGUUUGUUGAGAAAAACAGACAGAGCCUUUAAAAAAAUUAAAACUUAUUAAUUAUUUAAACACAAUCCUAUUUGCUUUAGAGAAUAAGGAGGGAUUGGAGAUAUUUCUAUUCCCAAUUUACUUCUUGAAAAUCAAAAAUUGUUUUCUGAUUUCUUACAAUCGAGAGGAUAUCAGAAAACAAUUUCUUUAAAUUUUGAUAGAAUAAUGAAGGUAGAAUCUUCUCUUGGAUAGCUGCUAGAUAAAAUCUAAUCACAUAUGGCCUAGCUUUAGUUAAGAGGAGAAUAUUCAUAAGAAUUGAGUGAUUUGGUUUAAAACUUGAGGAAAGGUUGUGAAGAUUUGUUAUGUUUAGGUGUUAUGAUACCGAAUGAUCAAGGAAGUUUUUAACAAAGAGUAGCUAUUAUGGCUGAAAAAGAACAAAAAAAAUUUAGUACAUAGAUCGAUAGUUAAAUGAGCUUAGAUCUUAAUUAGAAUCAGUCUUAAAACCCAGGUAUAGAAUGGUUUAAUUAUGAUUAAAAAAUGGAUUUGCAUACUGAAUUCAAUGAAAAAAAGGCUAUUCUCUCUAUAUUUUUUGAUGAGCUAAGUUCAGCUUCGAGUGUAAAAGACUAUAAAACAUGCUCUGAAAUUAUUUUAAAAAUAGGGACUCUUUUAGAUUCAAUUAAAAAUAUUUUUGAAAUAAAAGAAAAUGUAAUAAAACUGAAAGACUUUGAAAUAGCGUAUCUUAAAAACUAGUAAGCUAUGCGAGUCGCAGACUAGCAAGCUGCAUAAGAAUUUAUAGAAUAAAUUCAAGGAUAGAUACAUUAAUUAUUAUAGCCAAUAAAUUAAAAGCUAAAUAUAGUUGUGAAUGCUUUUACUCAAUUAAUUGAUCACUCAAAUAUGCUUGAUAUUGCUCAGAGAUAAAAUUUGAUUUACACAUUUAAGAAAAAUAUGAAGGAAAUUUUAGAAAAUAUUAAGAGGAUUCUAACAAACUAAUUUUAAAAUAACCAAAUUAACAUCUUAACUCUUGAACAACAAUUUUAAUAGAGAGUUUCGGUUGCAUUAUAAAGAUACAAUAAGCUAAAGCCAAUAAUUUCAAAAACAUUGAUAAUUUGA